This is a messenger RNA of Cucurbita moschata (crookneck pumpkin), 638 nucleotides long. RefSeq names its product MLP-like protein 31. The record is from RefSeq and is a predicted model, not a curated record. Gene Ontology annotation, biological process: defense response. The coding region runs from base 36 to 494 and encodes 152 amino acids. Lineage: Eukaryota; Viridiplantae; Streptophyta; Magnoliopsida; Cucurbitales; Cucurbitaceae. The transcript is spliced from 3 exons.
UUGGCAAAACAUUGAAAUCAACUGACAGCUCAAAAAUGUCCGGAUAUGGAAAGUUGCAGGCGGACAUUGAAAUCAAGUCUCCCCCUUCAAAGUUUUAUGAAAUGUGCUGUAAGAGACCAUACCAUGUCUCUAACGCUUCGGGGGACAGAAUACAAAGCUGUGAACUACAUAAGGGUGAAUGGGGCAAAGCUGGUUCUGUCAUCUGCUGGAACUACUUUCAUGAUGGAAAGGCUAGAGUAUCUGAGCACUUAAUUGAAGCUGUGAAUGAUGAUGAGAAUCUGAUUGUUUUUAGAGUAAUUGAUGGAGACCUUUUGGAGAAUCAUAAAGAAUUCAAGUUUACAAUGCAAGCUACUCCCAAGGGUAAGGGAAGUAUGGUUCAUUGGACUUUGGAAUAUGAGAAACAUCAUGAAAACAUUCAAGAGGCAUAUAGUCUGCUGGAGUUUGUGGUGGGCAUGUCCAGAGACAUCGAUGCCCAUCUCAUGGAAGGAAAGUAGGGAUUGUGAGCGCCCCAAAAACACAUUGAUGCCCAUCCAAUAUUACUACAUGCUAUGUACCAACAAUAUGGUUAAAUAAAUGCUUGAUGUACCAACUAUAUGGUUAAAUAAAUGCUUCUAUCCCAUCCCAUGCUAUGUUUAAAU